Dioszegia hungarica is the source of this 1353-nucleotide messenger RNA. RefSeq names its product delta-12 fatty acid desaturase. The record is from RefSeq and is a predicted model, not a curated record. Gene Ontology annotation, molecular function: oxidoreductase activity. Gene Ontology annotation, biological process: lipid metabolic process. NCBI's taxonomy places the organism in Eukaryota, Fungi, Basidiomycota, Tremellomycetes, Tremellales, Bulleribasidiaceae. The transcript is spliced from 10 exons. Bases 1 to 1353 code for a protein of 450 amino acids.
AUGUCCACCACGCUCAGACAACGAGCCAGCUCCCCCACUGCCAAGGGCGUCGCAGAGAAGGCGCAGGUCGCUCGCGAAGUAGAGGCCAAGGAGGUCGCUGAGGGUCAGAAGUUCAUCGUCCCCAACUUCACCGUCAAGCAGCUUCUCGAUGCCAUCCCGGCUCACUGCUUCCACCGCAAUGGCUGGCGCUCUUCCCUCUACAUCGUCUCGGACCUCACUGCGAUCGGAGCUUGCGCAUACCUCGCUCUCAACAUGGACAGCCUGCUCCUUAACAAGCUGAACAUGUCUGGCGCCGCAUUGACUGCCGCCAAGAUUGCUCUUUGGACCCUUUACACCUUUGUCACUGGUCUCUUCGGUACCGGUAUCUGGAUCAUCGGGCACGAGUGUGGUCACCAGGCCUUCUCGUCUUCCAAGACUGUGAACAACGCCGUCGGAUGGGUCCUCCACUCUUUCGUCCUCGUCCCUUACCACGCUUGGCGUAUCUCUCACGGCCGUCACCACGCCGCCACCGGCCACUUGACCCGCGACGAGGUCUUCGUCCCCAAGACCCGCAAGAUGAGGGGUAUUGAGGAGCCCAAGGAGGAGGGUGAGGUUCAGGGUCUCAACAUCUCUGCUUUCCGCCAACACGAGCUCCGUGAGGCUAUCGAGGAGUCCCCACUCUCGACCCUCUUCAACGCGGUCCUCCAGCAGCUCUUCGGUUUCCCUUCGUACCUCAUCCGCAACGCUGCAGGCCAGAAGCACUACCCCAAGGGCACCAACCACUUCAACCCCGAAGCGAUCAUCUUCAAGCCCCAGCACCGGAUGCAGAUCAUCAUGUCGAACAUUGGUAUCCUCCUCAACUUCGCCACCCUCGCCUACUGGUCAUACCAGCGCUCCUUCUCCGAGAUGUUUGUCAUGUACAUCAUCCCUUACCUCUGGGUCAACAACUGGCUUGUCUUCAUCACCUACCUCCAGCACACCGACCCCGUUCUUCCCCACUACUCUGCAAACAAGUGGACCUUCGCCCGUGGUGCCCUUUGCACGAUCGACCGGAACUUCAUGGGCCCCAUCGGACCUUACAUCUUCCACGGUAUUUGCGAGACUCACGUUGCCCACCACAUCUCGUCCAAGAUCCCUCACUACCACGCAUGGGAGGCAACGGAGGCACUCAAGACCUUCCUCGGCCCGCACUACAUGUACUCGAACGAGAGCAUGUUUGCGUCGUUCUGGAGGUCAUUCCGCGAGUGCAUCUUCAUCGAGGACAACGAAGACAUUGUAUUCUACAAGAACUACGCCGGCGUAGCCAAGUACAUCCCCGUCGAGGAGGGCGGAAACGUCUCGGACUCGGGUGUCGACAUGACCGAGUCCAAGUAG